This is a messenger RNA of Bombus pascuorum, 1263 nucleotides long. RefSeq lists its product as uncharacterized. Bases 39 to 923 code for a protein of 294 amino acids. The record is from RefSeq and is a predicted model, not a curated record. NCBI's taxonomy places the organism in Eukaryota, Metazoa, Arthropoda, Insecta, Hymenoptera, Apidae. The transcript has 4 exons. Gene Ontology annotation, molecular function: oxygen binding; heme binding.
AUAUGCCCCUACCUUCGAGUAUUUAAAAUUCCAAAGAAAUGGGAAAUUUCCUUAAUUAUAAGUUUGCUGGUUUAAAACUGAUUAAAGAUUGCGAUGCGCAACUAUCUGUUCAAGACGAAUGCGAAGAUUUCAAGAAAGUAAAAGAAAUUUGGUUGGCCGUGGAAAAGGAUACGUCGCAUUAUGGAUUUGCAAUUUGUACUAUGCUUUUUAAAAAUCACCCGCAAUACGUGAAGUAUUUCGAAGAUGAAUCAAUUCCGGAAUUCGUUCAAGAAGCUAUAAUUAAAAAAAAAUUUAUUACUAUAUGCGACAUCAUAUGUGCUCUGUUUAUAAGUUAUUACGAUAAACCAUCUCGCAGAGAUUAUUUUCUUGGCUACAUCGCAAUGGUUCACAAGGACAUGGGAUUGACGUUCGAGGAUCUCACAAACUUUAUGUCAGAUCUAAUGGAAGCGUUAAUUAGCGAGUUACCAUACUUAAUGACCGAGGAGUAUGUUGCAACUCAGACAAAAUAUUCUAACAACGUAAUUGAGAUAAUGAUAGAACUUAUGGACAAUUAUGUUGAAAGGAUGUCACAAAUACUACGUACGAGAAAUGGAAUAAGAAAAUGUUAUGUGUGCAAACCUGAUCCAGAGUCACAGACUGUAUAUGGUUUUCCAUUGAAAUAUUGGAUAUAUGGUAAACGAUAUUGGGAAUAUCGGAAAGCGAUGUGGGCAUCGAUGGAAGCAGAUCUGUUGACAAAUUCGACGGAUGAUACUAAUGCAAGCAAUUUUCAAAGAAGAAGUUUUCAUCAAAAGUCUAUGGAAAACAACAGACUAUAUCGUAAGAAACAAAUAAAACCGAAAACACCAAAAAUAGCCAUAAGUUCGGAUAGCAACACGUUGUUGGAUCAACCAAGACAAAGUAACGCAAUAUAUUUCAAGUUAUGAAAUUUUCCGCUGUACUAUUUCUACUACUUAAGAUUUAAGACUGCUACAGAUAUUGUUACGUAUGUAAUAUAUGAAUAUUAAUCAUAAUUAUGAAUAUACAUAUAAUCAGUAAAGUAAAUAGUUUUUAAGGGAAUAGUUUUUAAUUUUAGUUUUAAGGAGAUUAAAAAUGUUUUUCCAAUCUUUUUCUUUUUCUUUUGAUCAUACUAUUGAAAGGAAGAAGAAGCAGUCGCAUCAGCCAGUCGACAAGAAUCUCGUUGUUACUAUCGAAACGAAACAAAGAAAGACAAGAAAUCGAAGAAAACGUUAAAUCUAAAUUUUCUCCGAUGGAAUUUAUUCUGGA